GUUCAUCCAUGUCUCCACAUCACCACAGAGGUCCAGUGCAUUACAGCGGAUGUUGGUGCGAUUCCUUGGACAGCUAAGUGGGAAUUUGCGGAAUGUUAUCGGAACGCCCAGGGUGGAACAUGCUAUAACCACCUGCCUGCCCUUCAAAAUGAUGGCCUCGGUGGUUGUCGGGGGCAACCGGAAGAGGUCUCUGACGCUGAGAGGAGUGGACUCGGAGACCUGCAUGAUCGUGUUUAAAAACCACUGGGCUCAGGUGGUGAAGAUCUUGGAGAAACAUGAGCCCGGUCGUAGCGGCAGCGGGGCCUUGAGUUUCCUGUCGGCUCCUGUCAGCGGCGGACCGCUGCGUCUGGGCCCCAUCCCUCCUGAUGAGGCCAGCGCUGUGCAGAACUACGUAGAACACAUGCUGUUCCUGUUGAUGGAGGAAGAGGCGGGACAAGGAGGUGCGAUGGGUCCCAUCUUGGAGUUCGUGGUGCUGGAGGGUGUGAUGGAGCGUCUGUUCCUGUGGAGCCUGAGGAGACAGUUCACUGAAGACAUGAAGCUGGAGCAGCUCAGGAUGUAUCAGAUGCUGUUAUCUCAGGCCAGACAGCCUCUGCUGCACCACAAACCUGUCCUCAGACCACUCAUGAUGCUGCUGGCCUCCUGCGCUGGAGCUGGAGGCGGAGCCGGUGCAGACAGCGGUGGUGAGGUGGAGGCGGAGCUGGUCCUGCUGCUGAACCAGCUGUGUGUGGCCCUGGUCAAAGAUCCGUCAGUCCUGGAGCUGUUCUUCCACACCAGCCAGGACCAGGGAGCUGCCAACUUCCUGCUCUUCUCUUUGCUGAUACCGUACACACACAGACAGGGUUCAGUGGGUCAACAGGCCAGAGACGCUCUGCUGCUCAUCAUGUCUCUGUCAGCGUCGGAGCCUCGAGUCGCUCAGCACAUCGCCCAGAACACAUACUUCUGUCCUGUGUUGGCCACAGGUCUGUCAGGUCUGUACUCGUCUCUUCCUGCCAAGUUACAGGUUUACAGCGAAGACUGGCACUGUCUGGACCAGGCCGACUGGCAGCAGGUCCCGGCUCUGGUCCACUUCCUGCACUCACUGGACUUCUGUAGCGCUGUUACCAAGGUCACUCAUCCCUCCAUCCGCUCUCAGCUGCUGGGUUACAUCUACAACGGGUUCCUGGUGCCUGUGAUGGCUCCUGCUCUGCACAAGCUGACGGUGGAGGAGGUGAUGACCACCACGGCCUACCUGGACCUGUUCCUGCGCUCCAUCACAGAAACCGGCUCUGCUCCAGACCUUCCUGUCCUUCAUCCUGCUGCACACACAUGACAACGUGCACAUCCUGUACACGCUGGUCAGCAGAGUCAACACACCUUUCCAGCUGGGUACGGUGUCUCUGGCUCUGUUCAGGACUCUGAUCGGCCUCUUCUGUGAAGACGUCAUGCUGCAGCUGGUGUUCAGGUCAGUCCAGC
This is a messenger RNA of Sphaeramia orbicularis (orbiculate cardinalfish), 1452 nucleotides long. Its product is annotated as protein FAM160A1-like. The transcript has 11 exons. NCBI's taxonomy places the organism in Eukaryota, Metazoa, Chordata, Actinopteri, Kurtiformes, Apogonidae. The record is from RefSeq and is a predicted model, not a curated record. The coding region runs from base 50 to 1309 and encodes 419 amino acids.